CAGAAAAAUCUUUUCACACUUGCAGGAAACGCAUGCGCAUAGAGGAAACCAACUGGUUUGUGUCAAGCCGAGGCAGACGGACGUGAUCGAGCCAAAAAUCACCUGUAUUCUGGCAUUCAUGGUGACACAUCCAUGGGCUCAGAGCGGGAGGAGAUGCGUAAGAGACAGAUGCAGGUUCAUCAAGAAGCAGCUGCCAGUGUCCUCCAAGCGCGCCACAGAAUGGGAAACACCCCCACCAACGCCUCAAAUGCCUGCUGCUUCUGCUGGUGCUGCUGCUGUAGCUGUUCCUGUUUGACUGUUAGAAACGAAGACGAAACAAUACAAAGGUCCACGUUUGAGAGCAGGACGGACAAAACCACUAAUUGCGAAGAAAGCCCGAAGCCUACUCUGGAAGACACUCGCUCCUGGGCGAUGUCAUUUGAAAAGGUGAUGAAAAGUGCAGCCGGGCGAAGCUGCUUCAGGCAGUUCCUGAGAACAGAGUUCAGCGAGGAGAACAUGAUGUUCUGGCUCGCCUGCGAGGAGCUCAAAAAGGAGACGAACAAGACUGUGGUCGAGGAGAAAGUCCGCCAGAUCUAUGAGGACUUCAUCUCCAUCCUUUCCCCUAAAGAGGUCAGUCUGGAUUCACGCGUCCGAGAAGUGAUAAACCGCAAUAUGCUUGAGCCGACCUCGCACACGUUCGACGACGCUCAGCAGCAGAUCUACACGCUGAUGCAGAGAGACUCGUACCCCCGCUUUAUAAACUCAUCUGCGUACACAGAUCUGCUGAAGAGCCUGGAGGAGUCUCAGUCUCCCUCUGAGCCAUAGACUCUCCACUGCCACACAAUGCUUUCUAGCGCAUGCGUCCCACCCGAAGGAGUUUCGUGUUCAUGUUGGAGUCCUGCUAUUUAAAGAAAGACAGACGUGAAAAUGAACACUACUUAUCCAGCUGUAACUGCUGUUUAUUUACCCACGAUUAGCUUACCAAAACCUUUGGAGCAAACAAGAACAAAUGCUCGGUUCAGCAUCAGUUACUUGUCUAAAACAUAUCUAUAUUUUUAUAUACUCCCUAGCGCUUGACAUUGCACUUUUCUACCUUGUUUAAUGAGGGAACGCAUGUAUCUGUGAGCACUGCAUUUGUAUUUAGGUAUAUUGUGAGCCUUAAUGCAUAUCCAGUUCUUGUAGAAACUAGUAGUUUUUAUUUAACGGUAAAAUUAAGAAGAAGGAAAGUGCCUUGGAAUAAGAUCUUCUACACUAGCACCUUUGGUCUAAAACGAAUGGUGCGACAAUGACUUCACACGUUGGUGCUUUUAGCUCUUCUCAAAGAUCAAAGUUUUUACAACUUGACGAGCUGAUACCCAGAAAUAGAUCUUGUCUUUGUGUUUCAAUACUGUGAUACUAGUCUAUAUUUAAUUUAAGCAAAACAGGGAAAAACAAACUGAAUACAUGACCAUGACCACUGAUAUAUUUGCGUAUUUAAAAAGGAAUUUGUGUGAAAUAACUAUAUGAGUUCUCACAUAAAUAAAGCACAAUCAUAUGUUGCUUCUCCUGUCAUGUGUCAAGAACAUUUACAGUAGAGUCUAUGCUUUCACCUGAUUAUGUAUUGCACAUGUAGUACUGUAGUUUUGCAGUGUGUUAAGAACAGUUUUCAGAAAUGAUUUACACUUUAGGACAGCCAAUAACAUAUUGGCUGUCCUACUUAAUCAGGUAAGAAGGCUGAUGAAAUCCCAGGUGCUAAUAUUGUAUCUACAAUUAUGUAAACCCAAAUGCAGGAGGACAGGAAUGAAAGAAAGCAGAAGAGAGACUACAUGUGUUUAAAUGAGAGGGGGGCAGGUGGAAAAGUGAAGGGGGAUGAUUUUAAAUGCCUGGGAUCAACCAUCCAAAGCAGUGCACGAGAGAAGUGAAAGAGAGUAAAGGCAGGGUGGAAAGAGUCAGGGGUGAUUUGUAAAAGAUGGCUAGAGAUAAGAGUCAAAGGGAAGGUUUAUAAUAUGCUAGUGCUAUGAUGGUUUGGAGAUUGUGGCUCUGAUAAAAAGGCGGGAGGCCGAGCUAAAGAUUUUCACUGGGAGUGGCCAGAGUGGACAGGAGUAGAAAUAAGUAUAUCGGAGGGAGUUUGGAGAAAAAGUCUGAGAAGCAAUGCUGAGAUGGUUUGGUCAUGUGCAGAGGAAGGAUAGUGGAUAUGCUUGACCAAGUAUGCUGAAUAUGGAGCUGCUAGACAGGAUGAAAAGAGGAAGACCUCAGAGCAGAUUCAUGGAUGAGGGGAAAGAGGACAUGCAGGGGGUUGGUGUGACAGAGGAUGCUGGGAUAGGGGGAGAUGGAGGCAGAUGAUUCACUGUGGUGACCACUAAAGGGAGGAGCUGAAAAAAGAAGAAAUCUGAGAAGCUGGCAGCAAUAAAUAUUUGGCCUUUUAGCUUGGCGAUGUGCCUUAAUUAAUAAUUCAUCACCAGACAAGAGCUACAUUAAUAAAAAAGAAAAACAUUUAACAACAGGCCAUUUAUUGUGAGAGAGUAGGUAUUAAACCAUGAAAUGUAGCCCUAGUUGUUAUGAUACAUACAAUUCCUGCAAGAAAUGGCUCGUCUCAAUGAAAAGUAGCUUCACAAUCAAGCAACUACCGUUAGUUACUCUACUGUAACACUGAGGGUUGUGUGUGGCUCCAGGUCAGGAUGCAGCAUCAGUACAGUCAUGCCUCUCGCAGGCUGACAGCCCCGUUCUUAUCUAUGAGUAGCAGCAGGUUUCUUUUUUUUUUCUUUCUUUUAUUUUUUAAUUAAGUAAG
Molecule: messenger RNA, 2746 nt
Organism: Pelmatolapia mariae (spotted tilapia)
Lineage: Eukaryota; Metazoa; Chordata; Actinopteri; Cichliformes; Cichlidae
Product: regulator of G-protein signaling 20
Exons: 5
Coding region: 133-804 (223 amino acids)
Source: RefSeq, a predicted model, not a curated record